AUGGAGAAAGCUGCAGAGACCCUUCCGAUGUCCACCCAGGAAGGCUUAAAGAAGGAGAUCAGCGACCUCAAAGAGAGAGUGGCCAACCGUGAGGCGGAAAACCAGAAGAUCAUGAAGGACAUUGAAGGCAUCAAGAAGGAGAACAAGAACCUGGAAGGGAGAAUCGAUUGCUUGGCCGCCAUGGUGAAGGUCUUGGAAAAGGAAGAGGAGCAGCUUCAGGAGUUGCUGCGAGAACGGGAAGACACCCGGGCGACCCUGGAGGCCCAGAACCAGACCUUGGCCGAGACCAACCAGGUUCUCCGCUCCGAAAUCCAGACCAUCUCCCAUGACCUUGUCCGGUUCCAGGAUUACCGAGCGAGUCGGGACCAGAACAUGUUGCGCAUGAAGCAAGUGGUGGAGCAAAUCGCGGGCUACUUUGGGCAGCUGGAGGCGGAGAUCGCGACGGCCGAGCUGCGCUACGCCGACCAGAAGCAGCAGUCCACUGAGCUGAAGAGCACGAUAGACCAACUCCAGAAGAUCUGCGACGUGCAGGAGAACGAGAUCCUGUGCCUGGAAGAGCAGCUGGAACCGUUCUCCUUCGACGACACGGAGACCGGCGAUCUCUUCUGCUGCUGCUGGGAGUGGCCCUCCCUGCUGUUCGAGAUGGUGCAGGCCAAGCUGAAGUUAGACUCUCAAGCGAUGAGAGAGACCCUCCUGGUCGUCUUAUCCAGAGGGGCCUGGGUGCUGGUGGGUCUAAUCGUCGGCUUGGUGUUCUCCAAAAUGAUGCUCUGCCUGAUGGAGACUUGGUGCUUUAGGGGACGGCACUGA
Molecule: messenger RNA, 807 nt
Organism: Notechis scutatus (mainland tiger snake)
Lineage: Eukaryota; Metazoa; Chordata; Lepidosauria; Squamata; Elapidae
Source: RefSeq, a predicted model, not a curated record